Molecule: messenger RNA, 2394 nt
Organism: Penicillium waksmanii
Lineage: Eukaryota; Fungi; Ascomycota; Eurotiomycetes; Eurotiales; Aspergillaceae
Exons: 3
Coding region: 1-2394 (797 amino acids)
Biological process (GO): DNA-templated transcription; regulation of DNA-templated transcription
Cellular component (GO): nucleus
Molecular function (GO): zinc ion binding; DNA binding; DNA-binding transcription factor activity, RNA polymerase II-specific
Source: RefSeq, a predicted model, not a curated record
AUGCCACCAAACCCCAAUCACGGCCCCAGUGCCGCCGAGACCAAUGCCAAUGGCCCUGAGCUACAAGAGACAGCAAAACCCGAGGAAGAUGUCCCGGCUUGUCAGCUGUGUCGCAAGAAGAAGGCUCGAUGUAAUCGCGCUCAACCCUGCGCUCAAUGCAUUCGUCAUAAUGUAUCAUGUGUUUAUGAUGAUCGGCACAUGAAGCCAGGUCUCCGUGCAGGCGCGGUUGAUCAACUUUGCCGCCGUAUCGAAACGCUUGAGAACAUGUUUCUCGGCCAAGAGAUGAUCUGGCAACAGAUGUGGCAGAUACUGUGUCCGGACACCUCGAUUCCAGAACCAUACAAGCAACCACCCACAAUUCCGGACCUAGCAGUACGCCGAGAGAAACUCAAAUCCUCCCUGCUGCUCGCUGCAUCAUCUCGGGGGAAUGGUCAAAACCCACGAGAGUUGGAAAAAGACUCGUCCGACAUGGAGUCAGUCGAGCGCCCGGCAAAGCGACCACGCCUUCUCAAUGUGAAUUCUCCAUCCUUUCUUGUUAACCCCAAUAGCGACUCGAGUGGGAUCCUACCGUCCGAAAUUAUGAAUGAAUUAGUCAAUUUCUACCAUGUCAACAUCCACCCCUGGAUUCCGAUUCUUCAUAUGGCGAGAUUCCGCGAGAGUAUGCAAUUAGCAGAUGAGCGCCCACGAAUCACAUGCAUUCUUCAUGCUAUAAUAGCUGUCUGCAUCCGAUUUUCACGAAAUGAUCAUCUACCGGAUGGAGAGACGAAAUCCCAAAUGGCAGAGAAAAGCCGCCGAAAGGUCAUUUUAGACAGCACCGAGUCAUUUUCGGUCGAAAAUUUACAGGCCUUGGUCAUUCUUGCAUUCGAAACUAUCGGACGUGGUCGCGGCCCUUCCUCGUGGUCUAUAGUGGGCAGUAUGGUCAGUACGGUUGAGCACUUACAACUCAACGUCGAAGAAGAUGUGUUACAUUCUGCGACGAGUCUCGGAGAAACAUUGAUUCGACGAAUGGUCUUUCUUUCCCCUUCUCAGUCGUGGAGUGAAGCAGAGGAGCGUCGGAGGAUCUUCUGGACGGUUUUUUUGAUGGACCGCUUUUGCAGCAUAUCGACUGGGUGGAAAGUGAGCCUGACCAACAACGACGUAAAACGUCGUCUUCCUUGUGAAGGAGCACUAUGGCAAAAAGGACAAGAAAUCCAGACGCCUUAUUUUGGUAUUUCAGACUCUAAAGACAACGUAACGACCCCAAUUCCGAACGGAAAACGGUUGACAGAUGCAGAGGACCAAGAUUCCAUCGGUGGCUUUGCGUACAAUAUCGAGGCGACCGAAUCUCUUGCCUUAGUAGCCAACUUCUUUCUGCAUCAUGCCUUUAUUGUUGGCGAUGCGCAAAAGGCCCAGAUGUGGCUGAUGCAGUUCAAGGAAUUAGAUCUGCGUUUAAUUCAAUGGAAGUUAUACCUUCCUUCGAAGUGGCGAGAAGCCUGUGCACUUAAUUGCGAUGGAGUUAUGGAUCCCAACCUCACUCUAGCUCAUAUAACGCACAACACUGCAGUAAUCCUGCUACAUCAAGGAAUUGCUUGGCCGCCCGCUCACUGGCAGAUGUGUCCAGUCAGACUUCCAUCUGCUUCAUCUGCCGAGACAUGUCUGGAGGCCGCGUCCGAGAUCGCCACAAUCGGGCAGCAGUUCCUCUCUUUCUCGCCGAUAUUCACAAACCCGCAAUUUUCGUUCUGUCUUUUCAUCGCCGGCCGAAUGCUCCUAGCUCAUGCAAGAUAUAACAAUGUUCCUAUUCCACCUGCGCUGAAAACUUUGAUCGCUAGUUUGCUUGAAAUUUCCCAGCGAUGGACCGGCCGCAGUGAGACAGCAGAGCCGCGUGGGGACAAUUUAGCCUCCAGCUUUGCGAAACGUCUUAUAGAAGCUCAAAGUGAUAAUCUCGCUUCCACAUACCGUCCAAGUUUGGAUAUUCGGCAGACUGCGUAUUCGGACGAGUCCAAGGAGCAACCACCGUCAUCCACAGUUGAUACCUCUCCUUCAGACAGAGGCUUGUUUCCGCCGAGGGCCGCAGACGGAUCGCCACCAGCUGCAUAUAUGAAGAAGUCGAACCAUCGAGAGCCCCUCGGCCUUGACUCGUUUAGCCUUGCCUUUCCACCGCUACCGUUGGCAUUCCAACAAGAUUUCCCUAUGGUUUCAAACAAUGACCAUCUUUCGCUUCCUACGCAGACUGCGGGAAACCGUAUUGCUUCGCAGAUGGAUAUCCAGUCGCCGAAUCCUCAUCAGCUUAACGUGUGGCAUAACACAGCGGCUACCUACGACAAUGGGAUUGUGGGCUCACAGGACGACUUAUCACAUCUCUUUAACCUUGCCCCUAGUCCAGGACAGCGCAUCAGCCGUUACGGCGGGACUUAA